This is a messenger RNA of Talaromyces marneffei, 1278 nucleotides long. RefSeq lists its product as uncharacterized. Bases 1 to 1278 code for a protein of 425 amino acids. The transcript has a single exon. Lineage: Eukaryota; Fungi; Ascomycota; Eurotiomycetes; Eurotiales; Trichocomaceae. The record is from RefSeq and is a predicted model, not a curated record.
AUGGUGAGACCAGGUCGUGACGGUGCCGAUGAGGAGGCAUCAAGCGCAAGAGCGCGACAGGACGGAGAGCGAGAACGCGUAUCUCGACGUCUGACCAUCGAACUGAACAGCCCUAUCCUUGGCGAACUAGAUACGGCGGGAAUAACCAACUCUCUGAAUUAUAACACCUUCCUGCAGCUAUGUGCAGAACAUCCUGACGAGCUUUUUGAUAGUCUCUUUGAGCACUUGAGUAAGCUCGAAGUGAAGGCUGGAAAGGCGGCAGAACGGGACAGUGAUGGAGACUUGGUCGAAGAGCAGCUAGAGGAGAUUACUGCGUUAAAGGAACGUGUAAAGCAACAACGAAACGCUAUGGCGGAAUUGAUUCGAGAACGCGAUGAGGUUCAGCAACAGUUGCAUAAGGUGGAACAGGGCCGCGAAGAGUCUACACCUGCACCAGCUUCGAGCGGGAAGAAGAGCUCCAAGCUCCCCGAUGGGAAGCGGCUCAUUGACGGGAAAGAUCCUAAAUUCGAGUCAUGGUUGAUCGAUAUUGAGAACAAGUUGGAAGCGAAUGCCGAUUACUAUCCAACUGCACUGUCACGUAUGCAGUACGUGAAGAGCAUGUGUGAAGGUGAAGCAGCGGAGCACCUACUUCCACGCUUCCGUAAGGACUCGCCGCAACGGUACCGCGACGUCGACGAUAUCAUCGAACACCUCAAGACUAUUUACCAUGAUGCGAACCGUGUCACCUCCGCGAAGCGUGCUUUCCGUCGCCUCUAUAUGAACGACACCAAGUUCCAGGUCUUCCUCUCAAAGUUCGUACUAAAUGCACAGGAAUCGGAGUUACUAGCCACUCAGUGGAAAGAUGAGUUAUAUAAGCGGCUAUCUCUAGAGAUGCAGAAGCAGCUAGUCAAAGAGAGUUACGACGACACCCUAAGUUACCAGAACUUCGUGCGCGAGUGCCACCAGACUGCGAACCGCCUAGAGAUGAUCGCUGAGAACGAAAAGCGCGUGCCGAAAGGUCGUGGAAGUCAAAGUAAUAACCGCGACGGAGCUGGCAAGGACAAUAAAAAGGAUAUAGCUGAGAAGCCGAAAGACGACAAGGCCAAGCCAAAGAUUCCAUGGUCUGAGAAAGUGAAGCUUCGUGCUGAAGGAAGAUGCUUCAUCUACAAGAUGCCAGGCCACAUGGCGAAUAACUGCGAAUUCUAUAACAAAGAGGGCACUCCUAAUCUUAAAACUCUGGAACCUGCAAAGAAGGCAACUGAGGUUGACACCUCCGAGUCGGAAAACGACAACGCCUAA